This is a messenger RNA of Rhopilema esculentum, 1528 nucleotides long. RefSeq lists its product as uncharacterized. The record is from RefSeq and is a predicted model, not a curated record. NCBI's taxonomy places the organism in Eukaryota, Metazoa, Cnidaria, Scyphozoa, Rhizostomeae, Rhizostomatidae.
GGCCUACCCCUCAAGACAUAUUUACGUGCCCAAACAACAGAUGAAACUAAAAUACGUCAUGUGUGCAAAAUGGAACUUCCCUUCUAGAAGGAUUGAAAUACCUGCUUGCCACUCUUUGUUUUCAACAAGGAAGUGGUUUUAAAUUUCACUAAUCAGUCCACAAAGAAAAGGAUCAUGGACGACAGACGAAUGCAAGUGCUGUGCUCUGGUCUCCUUGCGAAAUCUCCAGCAAAAUGUAAAGCUAAAGCGAUUUUUCCGAAAUGCUGGCAACUCCGGUGGUGUGUCUUGACACUCGUUACAAGAAUCAACGAUGGGCAGUGUCAGGUUUUUCUUUACUACUACAAAGAUGAGGACAGUUUCAAAACGAACCAGCCGCAUAAAGGAUCAUUGGACAUUAAGAACUGUUUGAAAAUACAGAGUUGCUAUGAGUCGCAAUCUGGAUUUGACCAUCUAUUUAGCAUUGAAUGCAAUGAUGGGAAAUUCGUCAAGUUCUCCGCACCAUCGUGCAGCUUGAAGUCACAGUGGAUACGCAAUCUUUACUACUACAAACUGUACUUUAGCCAAGAAAAGUUGGAUUCAUCCAGUUGUAAAGCAGUUGGAAGAUCGGAAAACAAGAAUGAAACAGACGACUCAGCCCGCCGGUCCAGGUUGCAAAGUAGCGGAGGAGAUUCUGGAAACUUUUCACUGCAUUCGUUUGAUCUCGAGGCUGCCUCUGGGGAUGAUGCUUCAAAUGGCGAGGGAAAAUGUCCAAAUACUCAAAAGUUUUGGAGGCAGAAUUCACGUAUUGGUUCGUUGUCGACUCUUCUCGAGAAGAUUGUAAUUGAUCAACCGGAGCUGCGACCAGAUUGUGGUUUGAAGUCAGGUGCUGGGGAGGAGGAGCAACUUGAAAUGCAGAAGGUUUACAGCGAUUUAUUUAUGUUAUGCGAAACAUGUACGAAAAAUCAAAAAAAGAGAAGACCUUCGAUUCCAAGAAAAUGGAGUCAGAAGAAGCGGGAAAGCCUUCACAUGAGCAAAGACAGAGAAAUUCAGUCACCUGGUAGCAAUUCGCGCCAUAACAGCUUUGAUUUGGCAGACAAAACGUCAAUGAAAAGCGGAUCAUCAACCGAUUCUAGCUCAUUGGAUACUGAACCCUUACCCGAGAAAGUACUUUCCAGUGGACAUGAGUAUACAGAAAUCGAUGAAGAUUGGAUGCAAAAAGCUCUGAGUCUGCCUUAUCAUGAAGACGAUUACGAUGACGUUGGUUAUGUUAAAAUGGAUGAUUCUUUCUUGGAUGAAGUGAACGAAGCAUUGCAGCUUUUAGAUGCGAGGGACACACCAAACACCAAUUCUGAAGACCAAAAUGUAUCGAUUGUUCCUGGAAAUACCAACCUUCAUGAAAACUUGAUGCUACAAAGUCAGAUCAAAGAAAACUGCGUGUUUGAAAUGACGAUAUAAAACUUAUUAAGUGACUUGUUGAGAAACUUUAAUGUUUUGGUUUUUUGUACUGGUUCGAAAAUAUAGAUACGAUUGGAAAACGAUGGGUCUAAAA